Messenger RNA from Acanthosepion pharaonis, 921 nucleotides. Lineage: Eukaryota; Metazoa; Mollusca; Cephalopoda; Sepiida; Sepiidae. The record is from the annotation of a GenBank genome assembly.
AUGUUUGAUAUUCCAUUAUCAUCCGCCCUUCUCUUUUGCAACACCCACUUUCUGAAAUGCAGUCCUAAAAAUUUACUUAAUUUCUUUUUCUUUCCUUCUUCCUUUCUUUGCUGCCUUUCUUUUAUUUCGUUUCAUUUCCAUUUCUUUCACUUUAUUUCCUUUUUUCUUUUCACUUUCUUUUCGUUUCCUAUUCUUAUUCUUUUUUAUUUUCCCUUUCUUUCUUUUCUUUACCCUUUCUUUCAUUCUUUUUUUUUUUUGCUUACUUCAUUUCUUUCUUUUUCUCCUUCCUUCUAUUCUUUCUUUUAUUUAUUUUCGUUUCUCUUUCUUUAUUUCCUUUUUUCUUUCCUCCUUCUUUCUUUUCUCUAUCUUUUCUUCUUUUCUUUCUGUUGUUCAUUUAUUCUUUCUUUCUUUCUUUCUUCCGUCUUCUUUUCUUUCCUUCCUUUCUUCUUUUACUUCUUUUCGUUUGCCUUUCUUUCUCUUCUUUACUUCAUUACUUCUUUCUUUCCUUCCUUCUUUCCUUCUUUCUUGCCAUCAUUUCUUCUUUUAUUUUUCGUUUCCCUUUUUCUUUCUUUUUUCUUUCUUUCUUUCUUUCUUUCUUUCUUUCUGUAUUUAUUUAUUUAUCUCCGUUUCUCUGUCUGUCUGUCUGUCUUUCUUUUGUUCUUUUUGCGCACAUUCCGUUCUUUUUUCUUUUUCCCCAUCAGUAUACAUCUUUGUUAUAUAAAAAAAAAAAAGAAGGAAAGGAAAGAAAACCAUGAACGUCAUCAGAGCCUUACAUCGGUGUUCGAGUCGCAUAACAACGCUGUCUCAUCCGGUAUAGAUAAGCAACUCCACUCCUCUUCUUUACUUUCAGUGACCUUCCAUCAUCGUCUUCCCACUAUCUUUAAGAACCUCGGUCAACAGAGUCUCACCUCUCACCCAUGA